UUUGCAUCCAAUAAGAAUGAACGAAUGCAAUUAAAUGUCCAAUCAAAAUACAGAUUGAACGCGGCUUCUUUAAAACGCACUUUGCACAUGAAACAAAAACAUUUUCGAAGAUUCUGUCAUAUUUUGAGUCACUAUGCCGUCUAAGCUGGAAGAUUAUGAAAUUCUGUACAAGAUUGGUAGUGGGUCGUAUGGCACCUGUAAGAAAAUACGAAGAAAAGCUGAUGGGAAGAUUUUGCUUUGGAAGGAAAUGGAUUAUGGAACCAUGACAGAAACCGAAAAGCAGAUGCUUGUAUCAGAAGUAAAUUUAUUAAGGGAAUUAAAACAUCAGCACAUAGUUCGCUAUUAUGACCGUAUUGUUGAUCGCAGCCAUUCCACCAUAUACAUUGUUAUGGAGUUUUGCGAGGGCGGUGAUCUGUCAGCGAUUAUUUCCAAGUGUAAAAGAGACAGGAAAUACUUAGAGGAAGAUUUUGUGUGGAAGAUACUGUCACAAACUACAUUAGCUUUGCAAGAAUGCCAUAGAAGGGGCUCUGGGCGUGCGAUUUUGCAUCGAGAUCUGAAGCCAGCCAACGUGUUUCUUGAUGCUAAUCACAAUGUCAAAUUAGGUGAUUUUGGAUUGGCUCGUGUCUUGUCACAUGACACUAGUUUUGCAAAAACAUUUGUUGGAACGCCAUAUUACAUGUCCCCGGAGCAAAUGAAUCACCAGUCCUAUAAUGAGAAGUCUGACAUAUGGUCUCUGGGCUGUCUAAUCUAUGAACUGUGCGCAUUAAGUCCACCAUUCACAGCUGUCAAUCAAAAGGCACUUGCUGUCAAGAUCAAAGACGGAACUUUUAAGAGUAUACCGCAUCAAUACAGUGCAGACUUAAAUACGCUCAUCUUCCAAAUGUUGAAAGUAAAUUCCAUACUGCGUCCAAGCAUUGAGGAGAUACUUAAACAUCCUAGACUAUCAUCGAUCAGGAAGGAGAAAGAUAAAAGGUCCUCAUCUCAACCUGAAUUGCAACAGCAGGAGGAUGAGUUAUUAAAAUCAAGAGAAAAACAGAUUGAGGAACGGGAAAGGAAAUUAGAACAACGUGAAAGAGAACUGGAAACAAAGGAAAAAGCACUUAGUAUCAAAGAAAAGCUAAUAGAUGGAAAAUUUGAAAGGGCUGAAGCGAUGUUUAAGCAAUGCCAAGCACUGAAGACAAACAACCGUGUUCAUGAACUGAAGUCCGAGAAAGUGUUUACAGAUGAGAUAUACCCAAAUGGUGUACUGAAGACAAAGGAUUCUCCGAAGAAGGUUCAUUUUAAAAUGCCAGGCAAAGAAAAUGAAACCCAUGAAAACACAAAGAUGUCUAAAGCACUGCAAGAACGACUUCAGAAAGCGAACCAAAGGACCGACGCUUUAAGAAAACUAGAAUUAAUUUCCAAGAUGAAAAGUAAAAGAUUACUAGCAAUGAGAUAAGAAACAAAGAGACAAAUCAAUUAAAGAUUUAAUGAUUUUAAUCAAGCAAACAUGAGCAGGCUAGAUGAUAGUUUUAUAGCAGGUACUUCCAUGGAUAUUCUACCACAUGGUUAUUAACAUUUUAUAGGAAUAUUCUAUUUUAUUAACAAAAUAUAACAUAAUAAAACUUGAUAAGCAUUAUUGCUUAUUACCAGUAGAAUCACAUCCAGGAGAAGCGACCUCUUGUGAUUGAUGGUCAACUAAAAAUUUACAAUAUUGAUAUUUUUAAGGUAAUAAUGAUUAAAAUUUUUUGUAACAUUUUGUAUAUUAUCUUUAUUAUUGGUUUAGUAAAUCGGUGUUGAGUACAGUUCUUUAUGCAACUACCAUAUCUGGAUGGUUGUGUAUACAGUACAGUUGCAUGUAUAUUUUAAUGUCAAAUAAAAGUAAUAUCUGUAACUGUUGUCUUCAUUAUUUUGAUAUGCAAAUCCUCUCCAUCAGAAGUAUUUUAAAUCUGGAACCUACAUCCCAUAGCUACUGCAGCAGCACCGGUCUUGUGUUUUUAAUUCAAAAUAUUUGUCUCAUCAACUACAGUAUAUAUUGAAAACCAAACUCGGCAAUCAC
Messenger RNA from Anneissia japonica, 2038 nucleotides. Its product is annotated as serine/threonine-protein kinase Nek2-like. The transcript is spliced from 9 exons. NCBI's taxonomy places the organism in Eukaryota, Metazoa, Echinodermata, Crinoidea, Comatulida, Comatulidae. Gene Ontology annotation, molecular function: ATP binding; protein kinase activity. Bases 134 to 1438 code for a protein of 434 amino acids. Gene Ontology annotation, biological process: protein phosphorylation. The record is from RefSeq and is a predicted model, not a curated record.